AUGGCCGAAGAGGUGGAUUACACGAAAUUACCACUUGAGGAGAAGUUGGAUCACAAAGUUUGGAAAGCUCGUUUGAGUGCAUAUGAAGACCUUUCUAAUCAAUUUGAAUCGUCGCGUAACGAUCAGGAUCCUGUGUUUACUAGUCAGUCACCUGAGCUAUUCAAAAGAAUUUUGACUGAUUCAAAUGUCGUGGCACAAGAGGCAGGGUACAGGGCCUUUAUGGAUUAUUUGAAAUAUGGAGGUAACGCGUCUGUAGUGGGCCGCCUUGUCAAAAGUAUUGGUAUCAUUCAACCAAUUUGUGAGAAAGGGUUAUCAUCAUCCAGGAAAGGUACAAAAGAUAGUGCGAUUGAGAGCAUUUUGAUAAUGGUUGAGUACAUUGAUACGCCUGAUAUAAUCAUUGAAGAGAUCAUUUUACAUCUUGGUAAUCGACUACCCAAAUUAGUUGCAGGUUGCGUGAUGGCAUUGGUUGCAAUCUACGACAAUUUUGGGUGCAAGGUGGUUUCACCAAAGCCUGUUCUUCCCUCAUUGGGUAAAUUAUUUGCACAUGCUGACAGAAAUGUUAGAUCAGAAACCACUAAAUUGGCAGUUGAAUUGUACAAAUGGAUGGGAAGCUCCUUGACCUCAAUCUUGUUUCCAGAUUUAAAACCAGUACAGCAAAAGGAUUUAACAUUGGCCUUUGAUGACGUCAAGGAUGAGAAACCGCAACAAAAAAGACUCACGAAAGCACAGAAGUAUGAAAUUGCCAAAGAAGAGGAGGCAAGUGCUGCAUCGAUGUCACAAGCGCACGGAAAAGAGGAUAUUGAAAUGAGUGAUGCUGCGUUAUCUGAUAAUAAUUUUGACCCACUUGAAUUUGUUGAGCCAGUAGAAGUAUUGAGCAAACUACCAAAUGAUUUUGAAAGCAGAGUGGCAUCAGCCAAGUGGAAAGACAGAGUCGAAGUAAUAGAGGAAGUUCAGUCUGUGUUAGAGAAAGCUCCCAAGUUGAUUGAGAGCGAUGACUAUGCCCCCCUCGUGAGAGUAUUUGCCAAGAAUAUGCGCGAUGCCAAUAUUCAAGUAGUCCAAUUAGCUGCAACGUGUGCAAACCACGUUGCAAAAGGUUUGCAAAAGAAUUGGCUAAAAUAUCAAUCAAUUAUUUUGGGGCUGGUAAUUGAAAGAACCAAGGAGAAAAAGCCCGCUGUAGCUAACGCGCUAGACUCAUUCUUGGACACAAUGUUUGCUAUAUCGGGGCUUAGUGGUCCAAUUCUUGAAGAGGCAGUGGCUGGAAUGAAACUCAAAGUGCCGCAAAACAAGAUUGCUUGCGCUAGCUUCCUUCAACGGUGUCUUGCAAAUACUACAAAAGCGCCAAAGUCGACUGAAAUAGAUUUGAUAAUGAAUACUGGUGUCAAGUUGCUUAGUGAUUCUCAAGAACCGAUUAGACAAGCAGCUACAGAAUUGAUAGGGACGUUAAUGAAAAUAACUGGUGAGAGGGAAUUGAAUAAAUUUCUUGAAAACACAGACGAUAAUCGAAGAGCAAAAAUCUUGAAAUUCUAUGAAUCAGUCGAGGUGAAAUGCUAUUUUUCACAAGCAGCUUCAGCUCCACCAUCUCGGGAUCCACCAGCAAAGAAGGCUUUUUCGUCUCGCACAACAUCGCUACAAGGUGGAGGAUUUGCAUCUAGCUCUUCCACAAUUCCAUCCAAGCGAGAAGCUAGCUCACCUGCAAAAAGGGUUGACGAUGUAAAGGCAACCAACUUAGGAAAAGGAUUAACAUCCAGGUCGUUGUCGAAGCCGACAUCUACGUCACUACGUUCUUCAAAAGUAGCAACCUCGGCAUCUCUUGCAAGCAAUCAUAUCAACUUGUCACACCCACUGGCAACCAUUGUUCAGAGUACACCACCAUCAUCCCACAUUGAAUAUGUCACCGACCCCAAAUUAGAACAAGAGUUGCAACAAUUGCGACAGGAAUUGAAAAGGUAUCAGCUGCAACAACAACAAGACCGAAAUUUAAUUGAACAACUCAAUACGGAGAACUUGACAUUGAAAGAAGAGAUCAAUUCACUUAACUCGCGACUUGAGCAAGAGAAGAGAUCAAGUUCAAUAACUAUCAGUCACAAAGAUACUCAAGUCAAUAAUUUGAAGAUAGAAUUGGAUAAAGUGAACCAUAAGAUUAAAGAUCUUGAAGCUGAAAGGGAGAUAAAUAAGUUGCAGCAGUCUAAUAAGUCCUACUUUGCCCAUGACCAACCUACCAUCAAUGACACAAAUUACAGGGAACCCGAUAUAAGAAGAGGCGUUCAUCGAUUAUCAAUCACCGAACAAGAUCAGUUUGUUCAGCCCACACAAGCUGAUGGUAGCGGAACAAUAGGCUACAAUCGAAGCUCAUUUCAUUCGAUCUCAAGCAAUAAGGAGAAAUUAAAUGUGGACGCUGGCGAUGAUUGGAAACGCGCUGCCGAAGUAACACAACAGUUGAAGAAGAGAAUUGAAAGAAUGAAGGCUAGAGCUAGAACUCCUUUGAAUGUUGAGUAA
Molecule: messenger RNA, 2496 nt
Organism: Lodderomyces parapsilosis
Lineage: Eukaryota; Fungi; Ascomycota; Pichiomycetes; Serinales; Debaryomycetaceae
Exons: 1
Coding region: 1-2496 (831 amino acids)
Biological process (GO): mitotic spindle organization; establishment or maintenance of microtubule cytoskeleton polarity; microtubule polymerization
Cellular component (GO): spindle pole body; kinetochore; spindle pole
Molecular function (GO): microtubule plus-end binding; microtubule plus end polymerase activity
Source: RefSeq, a predicted model, not a curated record